Messenger RNA from Naegleria gruberi, 1161 nucleotides. RefSeq lists its product as uncharacterized. The transcript has a single exon. Bases 1 to 1161 code for a protein of 386 amino acids. Lineage: Eukaryota; Heterolobosea; Eutetramitea; Acrasida; Naegleriidae. Gene Ontology annotation, biological process: RNA modification. Gene Ontology annotation, molecular function: protein binding; RNA binding; zinc ion binding. The record is from RefSeq and is a predicted model, not a curated record.
AUGAAGGAAUACUGUUCUAUUCAACCUAUUAUCCCUGAUACAACUACGUAUUUGGUGUUAUUGAUAGGUUGUGCAGAUUUAGUAUCUCCAACCAAAGGAAAAACAUUAAUUAAAGAGAUACAAGAAAAACAACUAGAUAGUUCUGAGAUGAUCAAAUCUGCAAUGUUGACAUUCUAUUCCAAAACUUGCAACCAGAAAAAGACAACCGAAAUAUUAACAGAUAUACUAAGCAGCAACCCCUCCAUUAUGUCAUAUAAUUGUAUUUUAGCAAGUUAUGCUCGUCAUGGACAGGGUAAAAAAGCUUUGAAUUUAUUCAAGUCUAUGGUUAAAAACAGUGUACAACCUAAUGGAGAUACUAUCACAAUUAUUUUGAAUGCCUUGUCACAUAGUGGAAUGGUUGAAGAGGCCAUAAAGAUUUACAGCACAAUAGAGACACUCAAAAUAAUCCCAUCACCAUCCCAUAAAACAGUAAUGGUUGAUGUUUUUGCGAGGGCUGGAUUAUUUAAUGAAGCUGAACAGCUCAUUGGAGACAGUACUGAGGCAAUACUAUGGCGAACACUCAUGGCAGGAUGUAGAAAGCAUAAUAAUAUAGAGAUAGCAGAAAAAAUAUUCGAAAUUUUAACAAAAAUAGAACCAACCGAUCCAUCUCCUUACAUACUGCUAUCAAAUAUUUACAUGUUUAAAGGAAAUAAUACUAAGGCAAGUGAAAUAAGAGGUUUGAUGGUACAACAAGGCAUUAAAAAAAUUCCUGGAAUUGUUUAUAGUGAAGAUAAAGGUACAACCUAUCAAUUCAUUUCUGGUUCCAGUAAUUACCCAUUGUUUACAGAAGUGGAGAAUAAGCGAAAAGAGAUUUAUCAAAAAAUUAUUGGUGCUGGUUAUGUAUCAGAUACUAGAUGGGUUACAAACGCUCAACUAAUAUCUGAGGAGGAAAAGAUUGAUUCUUUAUGCAGACACGCAGAAAAAAUAGCAAUCUCCCAUGCUUUUGUUUUGCAACCAAAUAGAAAAAAGAUACUUUUAACAAGUAAUUUGAGAGUUUGUAAUGACUGUCACAAUGCCAUAGCUUACAUUUCAAAAGAAAUGAAUGUGGAAAUAGUUGUAAGAGAUGCAAACAGAUAUCAUCACUUCAAAAAUGGUAAAUGUAGCUGCAAUGAUUAUUGGUAA